Phoenix dactylifera (date palm) is the source of this 2655-nucleotide messenger RNA. Lineage: Eukaryota; Viridiplantae; Streptophyta; Magnoliopsida; Arecales; Arecaceae. The record is from RefSeq and is a predicted model, not a curated record.
CCUGGCUACCGGCUGCGCCAACUUCCAACGGGGCAUCUCGGCCGACACGUUACGGCCGCUCGAAAUCUCCCUCCGAAUCUCUCCCCAAAACCAAUCCCCACUCGUCGGUCCGAAAAUCUAUUGCGGUUUUCACCCUCGCUCCCUCCCCGACACCCCUCCCUCGGUCUCCGAUCUCAAUUAUCCCGCGAUCGAAGAACCCUGGACGGAGAACCCAAGAUCCGGAGGUCGUUCAUGGUGAUCUUGGUCCCGAUCUCCUGAUCUGGCUGCUGGAUCUCGCGGGGGGAAAAGGUUGUGGGAGAUGGACGCGGUGUCGAUCCGGGUGCCGUACCGGCACCUGAACGACGCGGAGUUGGAGCUCGUCGGGUUGGGAGAUCCCAACGGCGAGAUCAAUGAAUCCGGGGGUGGCUUGAGCCGCCGUCCCGUCUCUUCCUCCGCUCCUUCUUCUUCUUCUCCUCAUUCCGAUGAUUCUCCUCGGCCGGUUCAGAGGAGUAGCCUCAAGACGCUGAUUUUUAGUUGCAUGGUUGGCGCUGGCGUGCAGUUCGGAUGGGCGCUGCAGCUCUCGCUCUUGACGCCUUAUAUCCAGACAUUAGGAAUAGACCAUGCCUUUUCUUCAUUCAUUUGGCUUUGUGGGCCUAUUACUGGCUUUGUAGUUCAGCCAUGUGUUGGUAUAUGGAGUGAUAGAUGCCAUUCAAAAUAUGGAAGGAGGCGACCAUUUAUUUUAGCUGGAUGUCUCAUGAUAUGUCUCGCUGUAACUUUAAUAGGAUUUUCUGCAGACAUUGGAUACUUUUUAGGUGACACCAAGGACCAAUGCAGUACUUAUAAAGGUCCCCGAUAUCGAGCAGCUGGUGUAUUUAUUUUUGGCUUUUGGAUGCUGGAUCUUGCUAACAACACAGUGCAGGGCCCAGCCCGAGCUCUUUUGGCUGAUCUUGCAGGUCCUGACCAGCGUAAUUCGGCAAAUGCAAUAUUUUGCUCAUGGAUGGCUUUUGGAAAUAUUCUUGGCUUUUCAUCUGGUGCAAGUGGAAAUUGGCACAGUUGGUUUCCCUUUCUGACGACAAAAGCCUGCUGUGAAGUUUGUGGAAAUUUGAAGGCAGCCUUCUUAGUUGCUGUGGCCUUCCUGAUGUUCUGUAUGCUUGUGACUCUGUAUUUUGCUAAAGAAAUCCCACUGGAAGCAAGACCUGAACAGCGGCUAUCAGAUUUUUCUCCUCUACUUAAUAAUUCCCAGCAACAUGGCCAUGUAUUAUCACAGGCAAAUUUGGGGCAGCAUGAUAGUGGUCAAGGUUCUGAAAUCUUGGGCAGAGCUAACUCUGAUGGUCAUUUGGAUUUUAAUUCCGAUGUUAACAGGGACCAAGUUGAAGCCUUUAGUAAUGGACCUGGGGCAGUCUUGGUUAAUAUCCUAACAAGUUUAAGGCAUCUACCGCCUGGAAUGCAUUCAGUGCUUCUUGUCAUGGCUCUUACCUGGGUGUCAUGGUUUCCAUUUUUCCUUUUUGACACUGAUUGGAUGGGACGUGAAGUCUACCAUGGCAAUCCAAAUGGAGCGCUAUCUGAAAGCACUGCUUAUCAAAAUGGUGUCAGAGAAGGUGCAUUUGGUUUGCUAUUGAAUUCAGUUGUCCUUGGGCUUAGCUCUUUCCUUAUUGACCCGAUGUGUCGAAGAAUGGGCGCAAGAAUAGUUUGGGCUAUCAGCAACUUUACUGUGUUCAUCUGCAUGGCGGCCACAACGAUCAUAAGUUUGUUGUCCAUCAGCGAAUACUCUAAUGGAAUUCAGCAUGUUAUUGGAGAGAAUACAGCAAUUAAAAUUGCGGCUUUGGUUAUAUUCUCGGUUCUUGGCUUUCCUCUUUCUAUUACAUAUAGUGUGCCAUUCUCUGUGACUGCAGAGUUGACUGCUGGUACAGGAGGUGGACAAGGAUUGUCUACUGGAGUUUUAAACCUUGCAAUUGUUAUACCUCAGAAGGCAGCUACAGCAUGCAGUUGGUCAAAGGACUAAGUAGUGCAUAUGCGUUAUGGAGGCCGCAUAUGCCAGGCACAUAUAUGGUUAGUAUUUUAAAUAUUUAAAUAAAAAUAAAAUAUAUAUUGAACACAUUAAUAAUAGCAGUAAUUUUUUUAUAAAUAAUAUCAAUAUUAAUAAUAAUAAUGCCUAGCAAUUAGUGCUUACUACUUAGUACUUAAUUCUUAAAAGCACUAAUUAUAGUAUAAUAAAGAUAUUUACAUUAUUGAUAUACACAUUGCUCAUUUGAGAUGCACAUCUAAGCCGACCAUCUAAAACGAAUAUUGUCUUGUGUAAGAGUGGUUCUGUAUAUGGUCAAACAAUGCUGAAAGGGCCACAUUUGCUGUCAGAAAAUGAUAGAUAGGUUGCAUAUGCAAUCAUAAUGCCGAUUCUGCUGCAUAUAUACGUCCACAUGGUGCUGAAAGAACUAUUUUUUGGCCCCUACAUCCAACUGCAUUUAGUAGCCCUGUAUCAGGAAUAGCAGGACAGUUAGGGGACUGCAUGUGCAUAUACAAUCUCAUGCACCAUAUUUUAAAAUACUGGUUUUUCUAACGAUACUACUAAAGUGAUCGAUUCAUAGACCUUUUCCCCUUUAGCCAACUUAAGAGAGGGUAGAAUUCUGUGGGCAUGUUUCUUCUGAAUAAUACUGUCUAUUACUUGCUAAUUAUAUGUGC